Messenger RNA from Prorocentrum cordatum, 3790 nucleotides. The record is from the annotation of a GenBank genome assembly. Lineage: Eukaryota; Dinophyceae; Prorocentrales; Prorocentraceae.
AUGCGCGCCCGUGAUAAUGGAGUGUAUUCCUACAACCACGGCAGAUGGUCCAGAAUAGAGGAAUUUAGUGAUAAGACAUUGCGAGACAUGGGGUGCGUGUUGCAGCUGGCUUCUAUGAUGUUUCGGCAUCUCCAUUCCGAGCAGAUUGCGCGAAGCUGGGAUGCAGUGUUCAGCUCGCUGGAACCCAUCCACGGAGAGAUCGAACAGCUGCCGCCGACGGCGCGACGCGAUUUCCUGAUCGGCAAGGGCAUCGGCGUCGUCUGGGCGGCCGAAGUGGGGAGGGUGCUCCAGGAAAUGGGCGCGAGAUUCAGCGGAAAAGGAAGGGGCGCUGAACUUAUGGAUGCAUUCGGCGCUUGCUUUCAGGAGCCGCGCCCUGAACAGGCUGCCCGCGUCGACUUUGAGGACGCCGCUCUUGCGCUCGCAGAAGGUGCGGGCGGAGGCGCCCGAGUCAGCCAGGUACACAAAUCGGAGGACAACAAGUGCUACAUGGCGAUGCCCAUGCAAUUUUCCUUGACAGUUCCAGACUGGGCCGUGAACGAGCUUACGCUCUUCACGACUACAACGUUUGCUGGUUGCCCCGAGGCCCGCAAGCUGGACAUUGCCAUGGGGGCCUUAGCCAUGCACAAUGUAGACCUGCCCCACGUUCAGCUUCUCAUAACUGGCAACGGCGGGAACGCGAAGUCCGCGCGGACACUUCUUCGGGGAAACGUGUGGGGCACCAUGCGCAAGGUGAUGUCUGCGCUGGCGUUUCAGAAGCCAGAGGAGUUCAGAAAACAAGGCUGCCAUUUCGCGCAUGCCAGGCUCACCACUGUGCAGGAGUGCUCGCCAGGCACCCCUCUAGAGGAGGACGUAUGGAAGUGCUUCGUGACUGGUGGUUUCCUCGCGUGCCGACCCCUCUUCGGGAAGACCACGGCGUAUUUCCAUUGGCUGAAGUGCGGCAAAUUCUGGGAAUGCAACCAGAUAUUUUGGGAAAUCCAGGGUAACCCGCAUAACGUCCAGUCGCAGAAGAGCUUUUGGAGGCGCCUCCGCGCGUUACAAUUAGCAGGGUCAUUUACGAGCGAUCCCAACGAGGUCGACGUCGAGAGAAAGAUCUUCCCAGAAGACAGCGAGCUUUCUAGCUUCCUCCAGGGGUCCUAUGCCAGAGUUGCGUGCGUCCAAUAUUUUUUGAUGCCGUUCAUCCAGCGGUUUUCUGCUGCAGAUUGUCGAUCAAUUCCCCUCAACCUGCCUGCCAAGAUCAUGGAGUUCACCAAGCAGGUCGUGGCGCAGAUGGCGAACGGCGGGCUGGAGCUGCCUGACGGAUUCAAGACAGAUGCAGCAAUGCAACAAGAAGUCGAAGCUGCACGUGACCUCAUGAUCAGGGUUCACCGAGCUUCUGCAGACCGCUACAUCAAGGCAUAUGAUGUUCCGAAGCUCCAAGUGGACCCGCCGAUACCUGGUACAUGGAAAACGUCCUCGAGGUCCGCUUCCGAAUGUGACAAUUUCAUUGCGGCGGCCAAGCUGUGGCCUUACCUGGUCAAUCCAGAUGCAGUUGUAUCUCCAGGGAAAGGUUCAGGCCAGUGCGCACAUGAAAGAUUGAUGAUCGACUUUGACAAGCUGGAUGGCAUCAUGAAAAAGUACACCCGAUCAGAAUUUGGUGGGUCAUUCAAGGACUGGGGCACGAUGUGGCAGAAUCGCGAGUUAAUGUUGUCGACGAUGGGCGGUGAGAUCAUGAAUUUCCAAGUGGGCAUGAUCCAUGAGGGUGAGUUCUCGAAGCAGAUGUGUGGCCAUCUCUUUGAAACGGUCAACGUGGCUUGCUUGCGAGACCACAUUGAAAGUGGCACGGACCGCAAAGCUGACGUAGCGCGGCGCUUCAUUGAGUUCCUCGAGUCGCAGGGAAGCCGAUCUGGUGACUACGUGACUGUGCGUGUCGAGUACCACCGGAGGCAUGGCAUUCCUGGGCGGCGGUACGCAGAUUGUCCGAGUGCUCAGAAGUUGUCCAGAGCGGCUCGCAAGGCGGCGUUCACGUUCGACGUUGCUUCUCCGGGUGGCGCUGGUUUCGUGUACAUUGACGUAGACAUAGAAAACUGUUUCCCGACGUUGCUCUGGAAGGAACUCAUCGAGAAUGUCGGAGACGCUGCGCGGACGGAUUUCGACGUGCUGUAUGCGUUCGUGUUUCACUACAGGGCGUGGCGUGCCGCUUUGGCCGAUUACUUUGGCAUCCCGUUGAAAGCUUCGAAGAAUAUGCUUAUUUCUAUUUUGCAUCUGGCCGCUCCCAUGGGCGAGUUGCCAUUCCUCUGGGCCUUGUCUGUGCAGAUCAAGCAGGCCGUCGACAUCGUCUUGUCGUCGGACAAUUUCCAGCAUUUGAACGACAUGUUCGCGUCUCGUCGUCACCCCUGUGCAUCGCGACUGCAUUUCGCGUGGGCCAGCGUGGAGGAUCCCAUCGUCCAGCAGGCGGAGCUCGCAAUGCUGAGAGACGUGGCAGACAGCGCCGUCAUGACAUGCAUGUUCGACGGGGCAAUUUUCCGCAUCCCUGAGUUUUCGCUGGGCGCCGCGCGUGCCAGUCUUGACCGCGUUGCCCAGCGCGAGGGGGUGGCGUUCACGGCGGAUGUAUUUCAGCCUCUGGAUGCGGAGGGCGGCGCAGGAGGCAAUUCGUCUCGGAGCAGCGCUUCGGAGGCAUCUGAGCUCACCGACAUGUGCCUUCCGACUUGCUUUCAGAAUUACGAUUUUCCUGUCGACGUGCGCAGGGGCGGCCCGUUCUGGAUUCUGAAUGACGACAAGGGGCGGGGGGGAACGCUGCAGAGAAACGCAUGGAAGAGAGAGGCGCACGUAGAGUUGGAUCGCAGUUUUGUCAACGCCGCCUGGUGGCUUCAGAUCUGCGCAGCCACAGGCAGUGGGGCACCUCCCGUGCUGUCGUCGAUGGACGCGCUCGGCGGCGUCGGCGGCGCCUCCAGUGCGCGCGGGCUUCUUGCCGCCAGCGCUACGCUCUGCGUGGAACGCUGCGUUUACGAUGCCAUCGUGCGCGGCAGGAGGGCGGCGCAAACGACCGUGCACGGCUGCGACGCCCUCGCCAAUGGCAGUCCCGAGGCACGUUCCAGCAAUGACAUGCGACGGCGUGGGAUGAUGGUUUCGCAGGAGUUCGGCGCCGUUGUCGCGGCCGCCGACAAGUGCAGAAGAGGCAAUGCUGCGAAUCGUUUCAGACAUAUUUGCGUGGCACAGGCCUUCAACGACCUUGGUUUCCCUGUCGUUGCCAGCAGCGACGGCCCUUUCUGGAUCAUUGAGGACGGCUGCGGGAUGCUCGAUCAGUUCGGGGUUGGCGUUUCUCGGUUCAACGCGGCGAGCGCCAGCGCCGUGGGCAAAUUCGUCAUCGACGACGGCGAGGGGCACGCCUAUGCACUGAUUGUAAGCGAGCACUGCAUCAUCAGCUUCUGCUCUGGGUUCGCGGAGCUGAUCACGACGCAGGAGCUCGGAUACAUCGAAAACAACGCCCGCUCGCGGAUCUUCUGCGUCUCCGACGUGGCUUGCGGCAUCGGCGGCGAUGGCGACAGCAAGUGUGGCGGCACAUCUGAUGCAAAGUGGCGCGGCAAUUGGCCUGCGCCAAAAAAAGGGAAGAGGCGCCAGGCGAUGCGCCCUGUUCGCAAGAAGUCGAAGGCGCACAGGCUCGUUGGGCAGAACCAUGAGCUCAUAGAGAGCAUGUACGCUAAUCUGUAUUCUGUUCGGGCAAGCUACGCAUUGGCGAUGGAGAAGAAGAUGAAAUUUGGCCUGUCUGGCGAGUGGGUGGACGUCGAGGCAGACGAGGUCGACCUGGCCAAAG